Messenger RNA from Fusarium sp. VM40, 1548 nucleotides. Lineage: Eukaryota; Fungi; Ascomycota; Sordariomycetes; Hypocreales; Nectriaceae. The record is from the annotation of a GenBank genome assembly.
AUGACACCUCAGCAUGGCUUUUCAGUCCCCAGUCGCGCAAAGCGUCGUUUCGCCAUUCCCGUGCCGAGUCGCGACGCCUUCGUCGAGGAGCAGGAGCUUCUUCUGCAGCCGCAAGAUCAGUGCGUCGAGGAGCAGAAUGAAGUCGUCGUCAACGAGCCCAACCCUUUGCGACAACAUUUUACUCUGCUUGCGUUGGGAUAUCUGUCGUUUAUUUUCCUGAAGCUGUCGCCAGGAAUGUUUAAUACAAUUCUAAGCCAGAUUCUAGAAGGAAUUCUCUGCCGACAAUACCACGACACGACCGAUCCGACUUCAGAUCCACGCUGCAAAAACGAGUCUGUGCAGGGGGAAUUAUCCAUAUUGCUCAGUAUGAAGGCUACGUUCGAGCUACUCCCGACAGUAAUAUUUAGCAUACCGUAUGGGUUAGCAGCAGAUGUUUACGGCCGCAAGCCUGUGCUCAUCAUAGCAACAAUGGGAUGUGUUAUAUAUGGUUUAGUCAAUCUUGUUAUCUGCUGGUUGCCUGAGAUAUUCCCGAUGCGCCUGCUUUUGGCAGUGCCACUUGUAUCUGUCAUUGGCGGCGGGCCGUUGGUGCCAGUUAUGAUGGUCUACGCAAUGGCGAGCGAUUCAGUACCAGAGUCACGAAGGUCUGGUGUAUUUGUCGUUUUGUCAACUGGACUGGUAGUUGGGACGCUCAUCAGCGGGCCCGCAACUUAUUACCUUAUGCCUAUUGGAGAAUGGUACGCCAUCUCCAUUGCGCUGGGAUUUCAAGUUCUUGGACUUGUCACAACCUUUUUCAUACCUGAAACGCUGGUCGUGAAGAAUGAGGAAUCUGAUGCCGACAGACCUCGCGACCGCCGCUCUAUGACGGCAAACAUCCGGUCUGGGAGUCAAGAGCUAUUGACGAAAUCAUUCCAAUCAUUGCGCGAUAUCUUCUGGUCCGAUACCACAAUAACACUUUUCGUUCUCAGUCUACUCUUCAUAGAUGUGGGAGAGGAUAUCGGAUCAAUCAUCACGAAGCAAUAUGCGGCUAAGAGAUUCCAUCUGUCCUGGCCCGAGGCUGGAUUUAUCACAUCCAUGAAAAGUUUCGCCCAGUUAGGUCUGUGUCUUGGCGCAUUGCCCUAUGCUCAAAGGGUAAUGCGACAAUCCAACAUAUCAGCUAUCAAGCAAGAUGUAUGGAUCGCUCGAACAUGCUUGGUCAUUCUUGUGAUCGCCUAUUGCAUGGCUGGAUUUGCCGACAACUUGAUCAUGUUUGUCAGCGCAAUCAUCAUGUCAGCAGUCAACUUCUGCCUGAAUCCUGCUCUACGAAGUCUCUUGCUGGCUAUGGCGCACGGAGCUGGUGCAGGUGCCGUGCUUUCGGCAGUCGAGGUUCUGAACGCGAUCAGCGCCGUCGUGGCUGGGCCGGUGAUGGCUGAGGGUUUCAGGCUGGGAAUGGGCUGGGGUGGUAUGUGGCUUGGGCUACAUUGGUUCAUAGCUAUGUUCAUAUUGCUGCCCGGUGCUGUUAUCAUCAUCUGCAUGCGGUUUGAUGCGUUUGAGCGACGACGAGAUUCAUGA